This is a messenger RNA of Vitrella brassicaformis, 2394 nucleotides long. The record is from the annotation of a GenBank genome assembly. Lineage: Eukaryota; Vitrellaceae.
GUCUGUCUGUCAGUUUGUUUGUUUGUUUGUGACUUGCUGCUGGUGUUGGUGCGAUGAUGCGUGGAGGGGUGCGUGUGGAUCGCGUCAAGCUCUUCCUGGGCGGGCUGAGCCACACCACCACCGAAGACGACAUUCACCACCACUUCACACACUUCGCCAAGUGCUACAGAGCUGGUGAGUGCAUGGGCGGGCCAGCACACACGUGUACACAAAAUGAAUGCCUCUCGCAUGUGUGUGUAAUGUGUGUGUCAAAUGGUCAGUUGUGAAGCGUGACUUGCGUGGCAAGCCGCGUGGCUUUGGCUUCGUGGUCCUCAGCAAGGAAGGCGCACAAGUCGCUCUCAGAUCACCGCAGGCAAGCAAACACACCCACACUGACACACCCACACAUCGAUCCAUUGCACUGUGUGUGUGUGUGUUAGGUGUUGUGUGGUCGCGAGGUGGACGUCGAGCCAGCCAUCCCGUCGGAGCUGCACACGGCCGCACCCACACGACAGCCACACACACACUCUCGCCGCCCACCCGCCGGCCUCACUCCCACACGUCUGCCCCAUCUUCCCCACUGAGAGUCAGCCACCCAACUCACAGACACAACCACAACGCACAGCAAUACACGCACCUUUGUCUCGUGGUCUGGCUGGGUGUGUGUGUGUGUGGCACGAUACAUAGAGGUGUUUGUGGGUCAUCUGCCGUUGUCUGCGUCGGUCCAGCAACUCGAGCGCUACUUCGCCAACUUCGGCUCCACCGUCGAGCAAGUCACCAUCAUCCGCGGUACACAAUCAUCACGUGUCUCCACCCAUCCAUCCAUCCAUCCACCCAUCCAUCCAUGUCUCUCUCUGUGUGUGGGUCAAGGUGAGGACGGCCGAUCGAAGGGUUUUGGCUUCGUCACGCUCAAGGACUGGGCCGCCGUCGACAAGAUCAUGACCCAAUACCACACACACAAGGCAACCCACACACAUUCGACACACCACAACACACACAAACAAGACAAGCAAACAGCAGCCACACGCCAUCCAUUCAUGUUCUCCCUUCCAUUCAUCUCGGUGUGUGUGUGUCUCUUUAGAUUGAUGGCCAGUGGGUGGAGGUCAGCCAGCCAUGCACAUGGAGCUGAUGCGUGCAUGACCAGCGUCAGACUGUGUAUCUGUGUGUCUCUGUUUGUCUGUGUCUCUGUCUUUAGGUGAAGCGAGCAACGCCACAGAACGAGCUCAAGCUGCUCCCCGGCGAGAUGCGACACCAACAGCCCCACAGCCACAGCCACGCACAGGCGCCGCAGCACGACUGGCGCACAGGUGCCACAGACGACAAUGAAAAGGACAACGAGGCCUUCGAGUACCAAUCGGCCGUCUCACUCCUCGACGAACACAACCAAGUGCCAGGUCACCUUCUGACCCACACUCGUGCCACAUCUCUCUCUCUCUCUAUCUAUCUAUCUAUGUCUGUCUCUUCGUGUCUGUCUCUUGCUUAGAAGAUGCGUUUGAGAGCUCUGCCGCUGACGUCCUUUCACCGCCGCCAGGCAACCAGCACAAAACCACACCAGACGAGACAAGAUCUGUCUGUCUGUGUGUGUGUUCAGGUUUUGAGGACGUGAUGAUCCCCGACACGGCUCAAGUGCACCACACCCAACCAAACCACGUCCAAGUAAAACCAACCCACACACAAUGGACGGAUAUCGAGUGCACAUGAUGCGUAUCGAUUGUGUGUCUGUGUGCAGGCCGACUCUGCCAAGACGGCCGUAGACGAUGGGGCACAGCAACUCUGCAAGACCGACGCCAAUCAACCAACGGUGACUUAAUUAAACACAUCCAUACCACACCAAACCACCAUCACCGUCGAUGGACACAUGCGUGUGUGAUGUAUGUGCGUGAUCGAUCAGUGUGGGGCUGUCAAGGGCCGAAAGAGUGACGAGAGCGACAAGUCCAAGGCAUCGUCGAGCGGGCUGUGCUCAUCCAGCCGCUCGUCCAUCGUGACGCCGAUCCCCAACUACCAACCCACUGUGCAGGUGCGCAUCCAUCCAUCCAUCCAUGUGUCGUGUCUUAGUUGUGGAUGAUUGCAAUCACGUCUAUGUAUGUGUUUGUGUGUGUUCGUGUUGUGUGCAGGAGUGUCUGCGUCUGCUCAAGUCUGCGAUCGAGCGAGAGGCGAGUGGCGGCGACGCGCACAGGCCCCCCACACACCUCACCGCUGCACUCAUCAGCACAUGCACCGCACUGCUCGACCAGAUGCACGACAACCAACACACGCACGAAUGAAGAAACACAAACAGAGACAGAAGGAAAGAGGAAAGCACGGAAGAGAGUCGGUGGAAGUGGUGGGUGAAUCUUUCAUGGAUGGAUGGCUGUCGUACGUGAGUGGAUGUCCAUGAGCCAGUGUGGAACGAAUGAAUGAAGGAGACCAACCAAC